Nematolebias whitei (Rio pearlfish) is the source of this 1079-nucleotide messenger RNA. It is a transcript of the gene pter, whose product is annotated as phosphotriesterase related. Bases 1 to 1050 code for a protein of 349 amino acids. The transcript has 4 exons. Gene Ontology annotation, biological process: catabolic process. Gene Ontology annotation, molecular function: zinc ion binding. The record is from RefSeq and is a predicted model, not a curated record. NCBI's taxonomy places the organism in Eukaryota, Metazoa, Chordata, Actinopteri, Cyprinodontiformes, Rivulidae.
AUGUCAGCGUUGAGUGGAAAGGUCCAGACUGUCCUGGGUCUGGUGGAUCCUGACCAGCUGGGCCGCACCAUGACCCACGAACACUUGACCAUGAGCUUCGGGUUCAACUACACCCCACCUCCGCCUGGUGACGAGAAGGUAGCGGAGAACCCCUUCCAGAUGCAGCACAUGCACUGGCUCAGGCAGUACCCCUACAGCUGCCGGGAGAACCUGUUCCUGCAGCAGGAGGUCAAGACCUUGAGGGACGAGCUGCUGGCCUUCAAGGUGGCAGGUGGGGGCACGAUAGUGGAGAACACCACGACGGGGAUCGACCGGGACCUGCCUGCCCUCCGACAACUGGCCAAAGACACCGGGGUCCAUAUUAUAGCUGGAGCAGGGUUUUAUGUGGACUGCACCCACACUGAGGCCACCAGGACUAUGAGUGUGGAAAAGCUCACAGACAUCAUCAUCAGCGAGGUGCUGCACGGGGCCGAUGGCACGGACAUCCGCUGUGGCGUGAUCGGCGAGAUCGGCACCGGCUGGCCCAUUACGGAGAGCGAGACGAAGGUGUUGAGGGCCACAGCCCACGCUCAGGCUCAGCUGGGCUGCCCUGUUAUCAUCCACCCCGGCAGGAAUCCUGCCGCUCCAGCGGAGGUGGUUCGGAUUCUCCAGGAGGCGGGUGGUGACAUAAGCAAAACGGUCAUGUCUCACCUGGACAGGACUUUAUUCGACGAAGGCGAGCUGCUUGAGUUUGCAAAUUUGGGGAGCUACCUCGAGUACGAUCUGUUUGGAGUGGAGAUUCUGAACUACCCGUUUAACCUGGAAGUGGACAUGCCCAGUGACAGCCAGAGAGUGAAGGCCUUGGCGUUCCUGGUGAAGGAGGGCUAUGAAGACAAGAUACUGAUGGCGCACGACAUCCACACCAAGCAUCGCCUGACUAAGUUCGGCGGCCAUGGCUACGCUCACAUCCUGAAGAACAUCGUGCCAAAGAUGCUGACGAGGGGCAUCUCGCAGCACCAGGUGGACAAAAUCCUCAUCGACAAUCCUAAACACUGGUUGACCUUCAAAUAAUCAAAUACCACCACCCCACCCCCCCACCC